AUGAGCCCUACAGAGGAGGCAGCAUUUUAUUGUGAGGCAGGGCUGGACAGGGAUGGCUUGGAAAAUAGAGGAACUGGUUUGUUUGCCACCAAAGAUUUUCCAAAGGGAUCCUUUCUUUUGGAAAUUGUUGGUGAGAGAAUAACUGAGGAAGAAGCAGGAGAAAGGAAGAAGCGAAAAAGAAAAAAGAACCCACUUUCAUUUUACUUCUUCUCUUGGAAAGGUAUAAAGUGUAUUGAUGCCACAAGGACGAGGAACAGAUUUUGUCAUGUUGCUAAUGCUGCUCAAACUGACCUCAAGGAAAAUGCGGCUAUGAAAGUUAAAGUGUUCAAGAAUUACCCCCGUCUUUGUUUAUUUUCAACAAAGUGUAUCAAAUCUGGGGAGGAAAUAUGCUAUAAUUUCAUGAAAUCAGGCAAUCUUCCUCGGAGAGAAGAUACAGCCAGUUCUGUGUCAAAGACAAAAUCUGUAAACAAAUUUGACGAGCUUGAUGACAGCAAACAUGAAAUUGACCGGGAUCCUUUCGAUGUUGAAAAAGAGGGAAAGACACAUCAGGCAUGUAAAGGUAUUUGCUGA
Saccostrea cuccullata (small rock oyster) is the source of this 570-nucleotide messenger RNA. RefSeq names its product histone-lysine N-methyltransferase SUV39H2-like. The coding region runs from base 1 to 570 and encodes 189 amino acids. Lineage: Eukaryota; Metazoa; Mollusca; Bivalvia; Ostreida; Ostreidae. Gene Ontology annotation, biological process: regulation of DNA damage response, signal transduction by p53 class mediator; regulation of transcription by RNA polymerase II. The transcript has 5 exons. The record is from RefSeq and is a predicted model, not a curated record. Gene Ontology annotation, cellular component: polytene chromosome; nucleus. Gene Ontology annotation, molecular function: histone H4K20 methyltransferase activity; protein binding; transcription regulator activity.